Molecule: messenger RNA, 4306 nt
Organism: Aspergillus versicolor CBS 583.65
Lineage: Eukaryota; Fungi; Ascomycota; Eurotiomycetes; Eurotiales; Aspergillaceae
Exons: 1
Coding region: 76-3819 (1247 amino acids)
Source: RefSeq, a predicted model, not a curated record
GUGCCACUAGGCCGGAACCGGCCUUUUCCCAGUACCGGCAAUCACCGACUGUCAACAAUUGCAUCGGUUGAGUCAAUGAGCACACGCGAUAAACCACGAUCGGAAAUAACGGCUUCUGAAGUGACAGAGAAGAAAAGGACUCCUUCUCAAACCACUUACGCGAGUGAGGAAAGAGACAAGGUGGACCCUAACUCACUCUCCUUGGUUUCUUCCCAAAUGAAGAAGCUCACUACGCAUGAUGACUUGAUAUCCGUUCUUUCAACAUCAACCACGAGAAGCAGGAGCCUCCGGUCUGCCAGAAGCCUAAGGGGUAGCAAGAAUCGGAACCCCACAGUCGCCGAUAUCUUAAAGGAACUCUCGCUGGAUGAGGCCAAGUAUAUGCGUGAGCUCAGAACCCUUGUUGGCGGUGUGAUCCCAGUGCUUCUUACUUGCGUUCUUUCUCGCUCGGACUCGGCUAUCGCUGCUGGCCUCUUCCGCCCUUCAGCGGACCCCAAGGAUGAGCUGACCUUUACCAAACCAAUUGUUAAUAUGGGGGUUGCCAUUGAGCGACUGAAAUUGUUACACAAGCGCAUCCCGCUUGAAGCUGCAGAUGGCUUACUUCAGUGGGCAAAUGGAGCUCAAAAGGUAUACCACGAAUAUCUGAAAGCUUGGAGAUUAGGGUUCAAGGAUGUGGUUGUUAAUCUGGCACCGCUGGAAGAUGGCGAAGAAACAAAAGACGCCGACACAAAGAGCCUCGAUGAUGGGAUGUCCAGAGACGAGAAUGGCGAUGUGGUGGAUGGGGACGGGCAAAAGGUUGAUGUUGCCUACCUGCUGAAGCGCCCUUUGGUACGUCUGAAAUACCUCGCAAAGACAUUCAAAGGUAUCAACAUGCUGGAGCCGUCCCCCAAGGCCGAAGAGGUCGCCAUGAACUAUCAGAACCUUGUGGUGGAGGCUCGCCGUCGUGCACGAGAGGAAAGGGCGAGACUUGAGGACGAGUCUGCUUCGGCUAUUGAUUCAAGUCGUGCCCGUGACCCUGAAACAUUGGGGGCUCUGACGGGUGUCACCGUCGAGAGGACUCGCAGAGUCCGUGCCCGUGAUUUCUUCAAUUUAUCUCUGUAUCAUUCGAGUGGGCAGGUCAUCGACUGUCGUGCAGAGAUUCUAUUCCGAGAUAACGCCGCAGAGCAUGGACCGGGAGGAGACUUACUUAUUUGUGAGAUCGACCAUGCAGACCGUUGGUUGCUCUUCCCACCCAUUGAUAUUGGAUGCGUUUCUGCCCGCAGUGGAGAUAAGAAGGGGGAACUGGUGGUCAUGAUCCGCAGCCCGCCAGCUCACGAAAGACGAUUCCAAGAGCUCCUCUCACUCCAGAUUGAUGAAUUUGAGGUGGGGAUGGAAUGGAUUCAAAUGCUGGGGAGGACACCAGUACCACCUGCCAUCUCUCGGUCCCAGAGCUUCAUUGAUCGUGCGAGGCAACGACAGCGUGCACAAACAGUCUCUUCUCCAAAUGAAGUUUCCCUCGCUCAACGAACCCCUCCUAGCCCAAGCAAUGUGGCCAUUCCUAUCGGAGAGAAGCCAACGUCAUCCCGUGCAUCGCGACGCUCCUGGGCUGCUAAGGAGGCCUGGUCAGAUCCUAGCACCCUUGAGUCUCUGGCAGCCACCGAAUCACAGAUUUCAUCGCAGACUGAUCUUACUCACGAAUCGGAUUACGACGCUACGGAGACAGAACUAUCCAAGGCUUCAUCUCAGGCCCAAUCCAUUCUUCAUUCCAGAGAUCCACGCAAGCUUGUUAUUGGCGAGGACAAGUCACCGCAGGGUCUCAAGCGCUCAGGCGCAAAGAGAAUUUCCAAAUACGGGGAGCUUGCGCCCCAAAGCCCUCUUUCGCCUACGGGACCUGUUCCAAGCGCAGCUGAUGCAACUCCUUCAACUCCUUCCCGGGAUCGUGAUGAGAUCCAGCACACUAAGCAAGCCGCACCUUCAUACAACGCAACCAAGGCUACACCGAAGACCUCCGCUCGGGAUGAUCCCGAAGAGAGCCCGCGGGUGUCGUCCGUGCCUUCGGCAGAUCUACCCUGCAUCCCGAAACUCCGUCAGGGCAGUAGUACAUCUUAUAUACCAGACCCUGAACCCGAGGAAGAAUAUGAUCUAGACUACGAUGAACUCCCAGAAACCCCAACAAAGAGAAGGACACACUCUCGCUCCGGGUCCGAAUCUGACGCGUCAAACGGAGAUGAGCCUCCACCGCCUCCUCCCCAUUCGCGCUCGCCCAGUUCCACCAGCUCCAGCACUCCGAUUCUCAGCCCAACUGCUGGACGAAUUAGGCGGCGGGGUUCUUCCCCCUUGAAACACGAAUAUGAGCCUUCCACAGCGUCAGAUUCUGAGUCUGAUUAUUCCGAGACUUCUACUGUCCGCCGUUAUGACAUGUAUUCCGACUCAGAUACCAUUACGGACAGUUCGGAUGAAGACUCGGAGGAUGAAAUCCCUUCGCGGGUGCGAUCAAAGGCAGCCCGCGGAGUCCCUAAGAUUGAGGAGCAAGAGUCAGACCUCUCGCCUGUUCCGAGUGCCUUGUCAUUAUCGAACUCGACACACCAAGCCGGCUAUCGAUCCGUUCCCUCUCAGCCAAGCAAGUCGUCCUUCGCAGUCGCCACGGUUUUCGCUUGGUCUGAUAAGGGUUCCUGGGAAACCAUCCUGCCAGAUGAAUGCAAAAUCAUUAUUAGCCCCGGGCUUGUUGAAGCCUAUGAAAUGAAAGAUGACCCGCUCGCAAACGGCAACGACGCGCCUUCCAAGAAUGUCCGCCCGAUUAUCGCCCUCGAGCUAACACCACUCGUCCCUAUACGCCGUGGGACGGCCAUUGACAUUAGCAUGCGCUCUCCUCCCACACCACGAUCCAAGGUUACUUGGAGUAACAACAUCAUGUUCCGCUCCCGGAACGCAGACGAAUGCGAAGCCCUAUACGGCCUGAUCAACCAAGCUCGCACCAACAACCCAACAUACAUCGCACUACAGAAUGCACGGGGACCCUUGGAUGAUCUCCACGAUCUCCCUGCUCCACUUGAGCGCGCUACCAAGAGCUCUAGUUUCUUCGGAUGGCCCCGCCGCAGAAAGAGCUACCGCGCCUCUGGCUCCCCGCGCUCCCUAGCAGACAACUCAGAAAGCAGCGUUGGCACAAUGAGCAGCGCCUUCUCGGCUCUCAAACGCUUCGGCGCAGGGAGCAAAAUGUUCAGCAUUUCCCGGUCCUCCGUCACAUCGCGCAGCCGUCAAAAGGACGGAGAAGGAGGAAGCCUAUUCUCAAGCUCUGCCGCUUCUGGUGCUGGAUCAAAUGGCGGCGGGAUCGGUAGGAUCGCAGCUGCGAUCAAGGGCGUCGAUGGAAUCGGUCUUUCAAACGCGAAGAUUCGGCUCUACGCCCGCGAAACCCAAUCAAAAUGGCGCGAUAUGGGCGCUGCCCGGCUAACAAUAAUGCCCGCACCCACACCCGCUCCUGAACCUCGCCGUCCAGACACAGCAACCACGGGAGGACCUGACGGAACCCCCGAAGACAUAAGCCCGCCGUCUUCCGGUGCAGCGUCGCCACAACGAGUUAUGGAAAGGCGCAAUGAGAAACGCAUCGUCAUCCGCGGCAAGACACGCGGUGAAGUCCUCCUUGACGUCUGCCUCGACGAAAGCUGCUUCGAACGUGUCGCGAGAACUGGAAUUGCUGUUUCUGUGCGUGAGGAGAACGAAGAUGGGCCCACUGUUGCCCAUAAGGGCGGUGUCACGAGUGGAAGUUCCCGUGUUUACAUGAUUCAGAUGAAGGGUGAGGCAGAGGCCGCUUAUACAUUUGGACUUGUUGGGAAGUUGAAGUAUUGACGGGAUUGACCAACCCUCUCUCCUCCCCUUUCUGGUGUUGUAUGAAAUUGUGGUGUUAUCUCUCUCUCUUUCCCCCCUUUUCUGGUUUUAUCUGGUCGUGUUGUAUUUGAGCAUCUGCAUUGCAUCCCGGUGGCUAUCUUAUUCCGGUUUAUCUUGGUUUCUUACCACCCCCCCGACCAACUUCAAUAUUUUCAUUUCAUGUCCGCAUCCGCCUAUAUACAUAACAUACCCCCCUACAGUCUUACUACAGUUUACUUAGCGCCCAACUCACUUACAUUGACGUUUGUUUACGCGAUACCGAUUCCCCUGUUUUUACGAUUUUCCCGACACAAUAUUAGCCUAGAUUAGAGAUAUUUAAGUUUAGCUUAAAUGCGUAUGAAACGUUCCUUCAUAUAUGAAAUAUUGAACCUUAAAUAGUGUCAUUUGCUAGUGAAAGUGCUAGUUUAACAUGUGAAUGAGAAUGUAUAUUUAAAUUAAGUACAUUCAA